UUUUGUCGACCACUUCAGGCGAGUCUACGAUCUAGUGGAGGGAUAUCAGAUCAUACCUUUUGUUUUAUUGGUAGUUCAUCGACAAACAAAACAUAAUUGAAUCUAAUUAAGUAUGGUUUCGUGGUACAAUAGAUGAUUAACCUCAAGAUCGAAUCAACGAAGCCAAUCAAUGACGGUUGUUGAAUUAUACACAUCAAUGAAGAACCCGUCUCCCCUCAGAAAUUAUGCGGCUCAAGUUGAGAAGAGAACAAGCGAAGAUUGAGUUGAGGUUAUGUGAAUAGUAAGGCAUUUACCGUUGAAAGGUAGCUAAAAGAACGGGAAUGUAAUGUGGUGAACGGAUUUUACUGAAGUUCUGUUUUUAAGUCAUGUUCUUUAUGGAAUAUUGUGAAACGUUAUAAUUGUAGAUUGUUAGUAAAAUUCAAGUUUAAGUUCGUAUCACAUCACACUGUCACAGUUUGUCCGUGUCAUAUUUAGUGUAGUGUGUGUUAAAAAUUGCAACUGGCCUGAGUGUGAUAAACAAGGUAUAACGUGGUAAACAGUGGGGUUAUUUGGAUUUUUCUUUUACUGUGGAGCAUCACACCGUGCUGAAUUGAGAGUUUUAUACGGCUAUGAGGGUACUAGCCGACCGACACGGUGGCCCAAUGCUGUAUGUUUCGGUCUAAACGAAACGCCCUCGUGAAGCGGCUUUGGAAGCAUAGAGUAACCAAAAAUGAAGGCGACAGUACGUCUGAAACUGCAGAGGAUUUAGAAAUCAAGUCAGUGGCACAAUCUAUGCUCAAAAGACUUGAGGAAAAACAAUUACAGCUGUUAGUUCAGUCUGUAGAAUCAAAAGGGGGUGAAACAACGGACUGUGUUUUGCUUCCGAAGGGGGACCUCAAACUGGGAAGAAGGAUGGUCGCCCCUCAUAUUUUGUGUUGUCAGAUAUGGCGUUGGCCUGACAUAUCAGAAAAUGUGGAAUUAAAACGUUUAUUGUGUUGUUCAUCUGUAAAUGACCAAUCGCACAUUUGUUGCAAUCCGUAUCACUGGAGUAUACUAAUCAAACCAGAUGUACAGAUGCCUGCUCAUUGUCAGUUAGAUACAGAACGGGUAAAAAUUAACACAGAUCGACUGAUGGGUGAGCAGGAGUCAACAGAAACAGGAUUAACACCAACAGCUCACAGACAAUAUCUAACAGAUACAUCUAGUACAGCUCCUAGAGGUCCUCAUUGGUGUUCUAUAGCCUAUUGGGAACUUCGACAGCGUGUAGGGAGACUUUAUCCUGUUUUUAACCCAACCAUUAACGUGUUUCAGUUACUACCUCGUGGGGACGGAAUGAGCCUCGAAAUAUUACAAACCGAUGCAAAUCUGGAAUCUGUGAGACGAACUAGAGAAAAAAUCGGUAUUGGCAUUAUUUUAAGUAAAGAAACUGAUGGUGUGUGGGCCUAUAAUCGUUCACAGUUUCCAAUAUUUGUGAAUUCUCCAACACUGGAUGACCCAGAUUCAAGGACGUUGGUUGUGCGAAAAAUAUUACCUGGUUAUUCAAUUAAAAUUUAUGACUUUGAUCUGGCAAAACUACUUGAAAACACUAGAGAUCCAGCAUUGUUAGAUGGACCCUAUGAUCCGUGUUCCAUCCGUAUCAGCUUUGCAAAAGGCUGGGGACCGUGCUAUUCAAGACAGUUUGUGACAUCAUGUCCGUGCUGGUUAGAAAUUUUAUUGAAUAUUAAUAGGUGAUAGUUAUUGCUGACGUUAAAAUGUUAUAUUAAUUUACUGGUUAAAAGUUAGUAUAUUGCUGAUCAAUUCAGGGCAUUGGAUUUAAAUCUUUGGCCAGGGCAGUGGAUAGCCAUUCAUCAGUUUUAAUACGUAUGUAAAAGCUAAUUUGACGAAAAUGCUCCUAAUACAGUAUGCAGCAUGAAAAUGAAGAUGUAUAGAUUUAAUGAAUAUAAAUGUGCUAUAAUAGAGAGUAUAUCGACUUAGUUCACGAUGAGUGGUGAACAUUUAUUUCUGGUUAGUGCUGACACAAUAUAAAAUGGUGCCAUGAUGUGAAGUUAGCAGGUGAUUUGAAUACAAAUCAUCCAGACUUCGCAUCAACCUUGAAGUGCCUUGUUCCAUAGAAGAAGAAAAAUUGUAAUAUAGGCUACAAGUUCAACUGGCAAACAAUCCAGCAUCAACUUCAAACCAUCAAUUUAUUUGAUGCAUUAAUAUAUCACUAUUUACAGUAUAGUACAACAUGAAUUACCUCCCUUGAUUUUAACACUUGGAUAAAAAAGAUGACAAAAUUGACAAACAUAUUCAGACAGAAAUUCCUUCUAAAUAGAGCACCCGAAACGUUCUUACAACAAAUUUAUAAAAUUAUACCGUAACGUAUAGAUAAAAAUACUUAAAGAUACAUUAUGGAAGAUUAGAUAAAUAGCUGGCAGUUCUAACUAUAAUAGUUAAAAGCUAGAUAAUGUAAAGGGUAUUUACUGAAAAUUUCAGUCAAAUUGAGCCACUCUGAACCAAGAAUUUAGCGAUUGAAUUUACGUCCUAGCCUCGAUCAUCAUUACUAAAGUCGGUGCGAUAAAAAACAUAGUCCCGAUUAUCCCUUUCAUGAUUUAAUCAUGAAAGAAAGUUGAGCAGCAAAUCGGAUCUAAUCCAGUAAAUAUCGCAGGCUAGCGAUGACAUCGAGAGUUGAUUAUGGUCUGGAUAAGUUAAUUAAUGUCUAAUUAAUAAUUUAGAUAACAUUUCAGGCCUUAAGAAAGACCUGCAAUAGGCAGAUUUAGCUCUUGCAUAAUGUAUGUAUAAUUUUUAAAGUUUUAAAAUAUUAAUUGAACAGGUUACAAACUCAGUUUUUUCUCAAAAGAGUAUAGACAUUUUAAUACUGUAAAAUGAUUUAUUCAUAAAGUUUCUGUCUGAAUUUGUAAAAUUUAGGAAUCAGUCACCAUUUUAGAAAUAUCAAAUAAUAUAACAGUAUUACCUGGUAGCCUACUUUUGCUGAUCUUUUCUUACAUGAUUUACUCUCUUACUGAAUUAAUACAAUUCAAGGAAUUUCCAUUUGUUUUAAAAUGAUAUAAAAUGGUGGCUGAUUUUUUAAAUGAAUCACUUGCAUUUUGUCAGUAUAAUCUGGUAUAUAUCUUGUCAUAUGGAAUUAAGUGUACAUAAUGUCGACACAUUACUGUGUAAUUUAUAUAAAUAUGUGCAAUGUAAAUGUUGCAUUAACAAAAGGGGGACAGCAGUGUUGCCUGUAUUUGACAUAGCGGGUAUUGUUAAUUGUUUUAUAUGUUUGUAUUUGGGGUCACGGUAUGAAUGUUAAGUGAUGAAUCUUGUGUAAUGUUUUUUUUUUUUUAAAAAAACCUAUAUGUUGUGUUGAUGUAUCUCGAUUGUUGUAUGAUAGUGUUUGUUUGUUUUUUUUUUUUGUUUUUUUUUUCUAUGGUUGUUGAAAUAUUUUUUACAUAAUUUUUUAUUGAAAAAUUAUCAUCAAAAUAAACACUUAUUGAUAUUAGAAAUUAAAUUUUCAUGACAAAAAUCAAAAUGUUGCAGAUAUAUAUACUUAUAUGUCUAAAUAAUACCUCAUAAAUAUAAAAUAAGCUUUAAGUUUGUGUGGCAAAUAAUUAGUUAUUAUUGCCUUUAAGUGUGUAAAAAUGCUUAGCCUGUGGGCUUAGAAGAAUGUGUAGUUUUAUCCCAAUGGUCACCACCCUUUGCUAUAGUAAGGCAGACAGGGACAGCACAAAGCAGGUUUCUGCUUCAGUUAAUAGACCAUCCAUCAUGGCAGACAGACAGAUUAUAGUCAAUAGAUUUAGAUAUUUUGAACUAGAUUAAUAUAACCCUCCCUCUCCUCUUUAAAUACUCGUCUUUAUCUAAAAAAUCUUUUACUUUUCUAAUCUGUAGACACAAAAUCCUUUGAUUAAUGCCGACUGUUAUGAACUUUUUCUUUUGUUGUUUAGUUACCACCGAGUCAACAAUAUAGUUUACUUUUCAAUAAAAUAAAUUCUCUUCAAGGAAACAAUGGCUUUUAAGUUUUAAUGUUAAACUUGAUCUAACUACUUGCUUGAUAAUUUAUAUCUUUGAAUGACUAGUACAAUAGUCAUAGUUUUUUUUGUAGUCAUAUCAAAGUUUUUAUUUCUUUAAAGAUAUUUAAAAAAAAAAAAAAUUUAAAGGAUGAUUUUGGAGGUACAUGUAGUUAUUUUUUUUACAGUAGUUGUAAUAAAAACUAAUAUGAAAGGUUAUAAUAAUGUGUAACUUUAAUGAAAAGUCUAGCCUUUUAGCAUUCCUGUGUAAGUCAUCCUGUCCAGCCUAUCUGGAUUUGCUAGAUUUUUUCGAGUAGAGACCAAGAAACUUGUCUCCAACCUGUCACUAAAAUUAAGUCCUGCUCACCGAUUUGGAAACUAUCUGACUACUGCAGGGAUAAAAAGGUGUACAAUCUACCUUAAUGUAGGUUCUGUCAAUGUCACAUAAAUUCAUACACUACCAUAAAUACACUUUUAACUCAUUUGUAUAGUAUACCAUAAAAACUGUGCAAUAAAUAUUCUAGUAAAAACAGAAUAGUCUGAAGGUUUUAAUUGUUCAUUGUUCUUUUAAGGUAUAUUUUAAUAAAUUCACAAAUAAAGAGGCCACAUAAUGUUUAAAAGAUACAGUCUAAUCGAAAACUUAGUUUAACCAAAAUGUACACUUGGAAAUUUUUUAAAUACUCCUUGAAUGUUAGAUUAUGACCUCAAUAAGAUUUUUACUAUCAUAGUAACUUUUUUUUAAAAAAAUUUAAAAAUGCUAUUCAUCAAUGGAUUAUCCUGUUGGUAUGGAUUUUUUUUUUAUAGUAAAUGUGAUAACACUUUGUACAUGUACAUUUUUUUUUCAUUUAAAAUGGUUAGUAAAUAUCAUGUCUUAGAGCAUUGCUGAAGUUUGUAUUGUGCUAGAUCUUUUGGGGUAGCUAUAAGCUUAGUUUUUUCUAGACUAAAGUAGCUUCUAUUUGAUUUUAAGAUCUAUUUUAUCUUUUAAACUUUAGAAAUUAUCCGAGGUAUUUUGUUAUUUAGAGAUUUAUCAGUUUUAAUAACAGGAUAAUAAAAAAUGGCAUUUUUAUAUUGUAACCAGUUAUUACGAUAAUUGGUUAUUUGUUAUGGCAUUAUUACUUUAAUAUUUUAAUGUCAGUUUUUGUAUGUUUAUUUAUAAAUGGGAUAGAAAGCGAGGUGUACAUGUUAUUUUAGUGUAAUUGUGUUGAAUUGCCAAAACGUUAAGCUAAAAUAAUGAAAACAGGUAUAUAAUGAAAUACAGACAGGUAUAGUGUUGAGAUUAAAUUCUUCUUAAUCUACAGAACAUAUGUUUAUGUUAUUUUAGCCGAUUGUUUACGGAGAAAAAUUGAGCGGCACUGCUUUCCCCUUAACUGUAUUAUGAUUGGUCUGUUGGUUUGUUGUCCAUAUUAUCAUAUCUAAAAUGUCAUUUGAUUGGUUAUCUUAAUUAAAUUUAGCCCAUCUAAUAAUUUCAAUAUAAAAUUUUAUUUAAGUGAAAAUGAAUGAAAUGAAAAAUAACAUUUAACGACAAAUGGAUAGUGCUGUAAUAAUUUAUUAAUGUUAAUGUUUCUUUUGUGUAGAAUAUAUUAUUAUAUAUAAAACUAUGGACAACAAACUAAUUGAAAUAUUAUAUGAUUAUAAUGUAUGUAUAAUAUGUAUUGUACAGAACUCUGUAUGUAAGUGUUUAUAUUAAAACAAUAUGGGCAAAUCCCACAGAAUUACAACAAAAAAUAAAAGGAAAAAUCUUAAAAAUCUA
This is a messenger RNA of Patella vulgata (common limpet), 5712 nucleotides long. Its product is annotated as mothers against decapentaplegic homolog 6. Gene Ontology annotation, biological process: anatomical structure morphogenesis; BMP signaling pathway; SMAD protein signal transduction. NCBI's taxonomy places the organism in Eukaryota, Metazoa, Mollusca, Gastropoda, Patellidae. The transcript is spliced from 4 exons. The record is from RefSeq and is a predicted model, not a curated record. The coding region runs from base 649 to 1710 and encodes 353 amino acids. Gene Ontology annotation, cellular component: heteromeric SMAD protein complex. Gene Ontology annotation, molecular function: transcription regulator inhibitor activity; I-SMAD binding.